GCUGGAUUUCUGGGAUAUUCAUUCAUUGAGGGGGAAACAUCCUGAGUACCAGGGGGGGUGCCAUUCGUAUACACCAGGUCGAGAGGGAGCGGGCGAGAACACUACAUUUCCACAAUGAGAGCUGCCCUUGUGGCCUUGGCGCUAAGUUUAUCAGCGUUAACAGUUACAGCUCAAGUUCGUUUCCCGCGAUACAAAGGAUGGAACGCAAAGAGGUACCCGGUGUGGAGCGAUAACGACCCCAGAUACAAGAACUGCUGGAAAGGAGGACCAGUGUCAUUCGAUAUCAACAAUGAUGGACCAACACUGACUGGCGCCAAAUCAAGUUUCAGCAUCAAUGUGGUCUUCCCACCAAAUCAAACUGUUGUCCCCGGCGGGCAGGUUGUGUGGACCAAAAACGUCACCAUGGGUGGAGCACAGUACCUCAAGGGCCAGUCUGUGUACCCGGAGCGCAACACCCCAGAUGAGUGGUCUGGCUUCUUCCCCGAUGGCACCCCCUUCAGAGGCACCACUGGCAGGAAACCACGCUUCAUCUACGUCUGGAAGACAUUCGGUCGCUACUGGCAGGUGGCAGACGGGGCCUCCUCCGCCCUCAGCAUCGGCACUGACAACAUCCCCCUGGGCUCCUACAAAAUGGAGGUGGUGAUCUACCACUGCCGCGGGAAGGACCGCUUCAUCCCCCUGGGAUACGGCUCCAGCCAGUUCUCCAUAACAGAUCAGAUUCCCUUCAGAGUGUCCCUCAGCCAGAUGAACGACCUGAACCAGAACGACCAAAGCUUCGUGCAGAACCGUGCCGUCUCCUUCGCGGUGGACGUGCACGACCCCAGCAAGUACCUGAGCGCCUCCGACGUCACCUUCACCUGGGACUUCGGUGACAACAGCGGCACCUUCAUCUCCCGCGAGAACAUGGUGACGCACACCUACCUGUCCGCCGGCAACUUCAGGCCCCAGGUGAUCCUCAUGGCCUCCAUCCCUUUCACCUGCGACCCCAACCCGCCGCCCACCAUCGGAGGAGCCACGGACGAGCCCACCCUCCCUCCUGCCACCCCAGAUACCACAGGAGGUGGUGGUGGUGGCGGCGGAGAAGAUGAGACCACCAUGUCAGUGCCCGCUUCUGCAUUAGUCCCCGCUGCUGAUGAGAAUGGAGACAUCGUUGACGCAGAAACCGUUGAUGCCACUACUGUAAGCGACACAACGGUUGCUGAUACCACAGCCGACACAACGAUUGUUGACGCCACAGCCGACGCAACGGUUGUUGACGCCGCAGCCGACGCAACUGUUGUUGAGGCCGCUGCCGCAGCUGAUGUGACCACUAUUGAUGCUGCUACUGGAGACGUCAUUCCGGCUGCUGCUGGAGACCUCAUUCCGGAAGAUGUGGUGCCGAUCGGCGAUGCUACUGCUGCAGCCGGGGACGCCGUCGCAGCUGGUACCGAUGCUGCUGCUGCCGCCACCGACGCCGCUGCUGCUGCCGCAGAUGCAGCAGUUGCGGUCGCCGACGCCGCCAACACUCAGAUCAUCGAGGAAGUCGCAGCCCCCAACGCCCCUGCCACGGCUGCAGCCACAGUCGCUCCCACCACCGUUCCCCCGGCUCCCGCGGUCAAUCCUGCCGCUGUGGCCGAGACCGUCGCUCAGGGCAUCGCCGCCGUGGCAACCAUCGCUUCUAACCUCGCCGCUGCCGCCGUCACCGUUGCCAGCAACGCUGCCGGCGCUGCCGAAACCGCCGCCGGUCAAGUCGCCCAGGCUGCCGCCGAAGCCGUCGGCAGUGUUGUCAACAACGAUGGGCUGGACCCCGAGACCCCGGUCGUGAAUCCUGACGGCAUUGCCGCCACCGCCAUGGCCGCCACCGUAGCAGCAGCUGUACCAGUCGAGGUGCUGGCAGCUGAACUAGAAGGUAACAGCGGUCCUCCCGCCCUCCUCGCCACCAUUCUCCCUCAGGCCGCCGCCGCUGCCGUCUCCGUCGCGUCAGAUGCUGUUGCCGCCGCCGCAGCUGCUGCCGGUCUGGCUAACGGUAAUGCGGUUGCUGAGGGUGCUGCACUGGAGGGGGAUCCCGGCGCACCCGCCAUCCUGGCCACCAUCCUCCCUCAGGCUGCCGCCGCCGGUGCCGCCCUGGGUGCUGAUGCGGUUGCAGCGGCAGCUGCGGCGGCCGCUGCUGCUGCUGGCCUGGGCGGUGGAGUAGCUGAAGUACCUCUUGGUGCCACGCUGGCUCCUGUGCUGCCCGUUGGUGUUGACAACGAAGUGGCACUGGAAGCAGUGGCACCCACAGCAGCCAUGAACGAGAUUGGCGCUGAGGUGGAGGUUGCAGCGGGUACAGAGGCUGCCCAGGUGGCACUGGUCAUUGCCAAGCGACAGGCUCCCGAGAUGCCCGCCGAUAAUGGCUGCAACAUCUACCGCUACGGCUCCUUCUCCACUCAGGUCCAGAUCGUCCAGGGGAUUGAAAGCUUGGAGAUUUUGGCAGUGAAUAACGUGGUGACACUGUCAUCCGAGGUGGACCAGCAGAAUGCUGUGGAUCUCACGGUUUCCUGCAAGGGAAGCUUGCCCAGUCCCAGUCAGAUGUGCACAGCCAUCUCGAAGGAGGAGUGCAACGAGCCAUUCCAGAGGGUGUGCAAGACCGUGGGGCCCAGCCCUGACUGCCAGUUGGUCCUCCGCCAGUUCUUCAAUGGCAGCGGUGUCUUCUGCGUCAACGUGUCCCUCAUCAACGAGGUCAGCCUGGCCAUGACCAGCGCCAGGGUCAGUGUCACAGUAGGCUCCGCGUCAGCAGGGGGCGUUGUGGGAGUGGUGAUGGGAAUGCUGGUGCUCGCCACCAUAGUUGGAGUGCUGGCCUUGGCCUAUCGGCGUUUUAAGCAGUACUCUCCGCUGAUGGAGGAGUCUUCAGACAACCCCCUGAGCGGUGCGGGCAGGACCUCCGUGCCCAUGCUGCUGUGGACCCUUCUCAGCCGCCAAUCACCUGGCGAGAGCCGCCCUCUGCUGCAGGGGGCCGGCCGCGUGGUCUAGAUGUCUUUACACGUGUGUUGUAUAGUGUGUGUGAGUGUGUGUGUGUGAGUUUGUACUGUGUGUGUGUGUGUGUGUGGCUGCAGAUUUGAAAAUACACAUGCACGUGCUGUCUGUCUGUCUGUCUCUCUCUUUUCUCUCUCUCUCUCUCUCUUUCUCUCUCUCUCUCUCUCCCUCUUUCUCUCUCUCUCUCCCUCUUUCUCUCUCUCUCACAUACACCGGCAUGAAGACACACACACACUAGCAAAACACACACCCUCACCGCAGCUGUGAUCGUCCCCUGUUGAUGCAGUGCUGAUAAUAAAACAAACUUGAGGAAUAAAAUGUAUACAUUUUCUAAACAUAAGAGAAGAAAGACGGUCAUUUGCAAGGUUUUUUUUGUUCCUGUAUUGGGCACCCAAGUGUACAUACCAUAUUAUUUCAGCCCCAUAAUACGUACUUAUAUGACGUCCAAUAAUCUCACGAGCAUUUGUAGAAAUGUGCAUUUUUUUAAAAAUGUGGCCUUUUUUCCCUG
Messenger RNA from Engraulis encrasicolus (European anchovy), 3499 nucleotides. RefSeq names its product premelanosome protein a (gene pmela). Gene Ontology annotation, biological process: melanosome organization. Gene Ontology annotation, cellular component: melanosome; plasma membrane. The record is from RefSeq and is a predicted model, not a curated record. Lineage: Eukaryota; Metazoa; Chordata; Actinopteri; Clupeiformes; Engraulidae. Bases 115 to 2988 code for a protein of 957 amino acids. The transcript is spliced from 12 exons.